Seminavis robusta is the source of this 864-nucleotide messenger RNA. NCBI's taxonomy places the organism in Eukaryota, Bacillariophyta, Bacillariophyceae, Naviculales, Naviculaceae. The record is from the annotation of a GenBank genome assembly.
AUGAGAUUAGGACAAACCCAACUGUUGGCAGCUCUCUGCCUGAGUAUCCUGGUCGAGAAUCAGUCGGUAGUAUCCGCCUUUUCCACCUCCAAGAAACUUAGCGAAUUGCAACAACAUCGAAUAGGUGUUCAUCGACAGAAUGUUGCUUUUGUACAUUCCGUCCGACCAUCAUUGCCUUCUUUGGUAAUCUUGUCUGCUGCCCCCGCCACGGCGACGGCUGGAGGGUUUAUUGAGACAGAGCUCAGAGGAGCAGCGAUGAAGUUGCAUACGAAACAACAAGCCCCCAAAGAGGGUCAAGUGGAAGUUAAGAAACCGGCUAAACCAUACACUCCAACCAGGGACGAUUAUCUCGCCUUUUUGGUGGAUUCCAAGCAUGUUUACGAGGCCUUGGAAGAUAUUGUGAAUGAAAAUGAAGCACUGGAAAUGUUUCGGAACACUGGUCUGGAACGAACAGAGGCGCUGGAAACGGAUAUUGAGUUCAUGGUCAAGGAAUACGGCUUGUCGCGGCCAGAAGUGGGAGAAUUUGGAAAGACUUACGCAACACAGCUGAGAGAGAUUGCUGCAGACGGAUCCAUUCCAGAACUCAUGUGUCACUACUACAAUUUUUAUUUCGCCCACACCGCUGGCGGAAGAAUGAUCGGGAAACAAAUGAGUGCUUUGUUGCUAGAAAAGAAGACUCUCGAGUUCUACAAGUGGGAUGGUGAUCUCAACGAGAUCAAGGGGCGUGUCAAAGAGAGCAUUGAAGCUAUGGCAGCUACAUGGUCACAAGAGGAAAAGGAUGCGUGUGUGGCAGGAACUGCAGAUGCGUUCAGGGGUGGAGGAAUGAUCAAUGCCUACCUCAGUGGGGGUGCUUCACCUCAUUAA